AUGUCGGAGACUCCCGUACCUCUUACGCCCUCCGAGGCAGCGUCCGGUCUUCUAGGCUCGGUGUCUAUGACCUGUUGGAUUUUCUUGUUGGUUCCUCAACUGAUUGAAAACUACCGCAACGGAAAUGCCGAAGCAAUCUCCUUCCUCUUCGUUCUCGUUUGGUUCAUCGGUGAUAUCGCCAACCUCAUAGGCGGCGUACUAGCUGGCCUAGUACCCGUCAUUGUCGCCAUUGCUGUAUAUUUCUGCCUGGCGGAUGGUGUUCUCAUUGCGCAAUGUCUAUAUUAUAAAGCAAGGAACUCUCGCCCUGGCUCUGUGCACCGGCGCCGGCGCUCGUCGACCGAGACGCUUGAUCCCACAACCCCGCUGCUUGGUCGGCGGUUUAGCGAUUCGCUUGGGGGUUCUAAUGGGCGGCGGCGGUCCUCGGGCUCUUGCCGCGGGUACCAGGGUGUUGGACGCCGGGACAGCGAGGUUGAGGAUCCCUUGGCGAAGAUCGUGGAGGAGAGUGAGUAUGGGCGGAAGGCUUGGUUGAAGAACUGUGUUAGCGUGCUGGGCAUCUUCGUUGUUGGCAUGGCUGGUUGGACUAUUGCUUGGCAGACUGGCAUGUGGUCGCCGGCACCGGCGCCGCACAAUGAUGUGGGUGCGGCAGAUAUGGCUACUGGAGGGCAGAUUUUGGGAUACUUCAGUUCUGUUUGUUAUCUGGGAGCGAGAUUGCCUCAGAUCUACAAGAACUACUGCGACAAGUCAUGUGAAGGCUUGUCACUUUUGUUCUUCAUCCUUUCUCUCCUGGGUAACUUGACAUACGGCGCCGGGAUUCUGGCCCACUCGCUGGAACGAAAUUAUGUUAUGACCAACCUGCCCUGGUUGAUCGGAUCUUUGGGAACUAUGGCUGAAGAUGUGGUUAUCUUCGCCCAAUUCCGCAUCUAUGCUGCACAAGAACCUCUGUUGGCAGUGUCUUGA
Penicillium odoratum is the source of this 957-nucleotide messenger RNA. RefSeq names its product PQ-loop repeat-containing protein. Gene Ontology annotation, cellular component: fungal-type vacuole membrane. Gene Ontology annotation, biological process: basic amino acid transmembrane export from vacuole. The coding region runs from base 1 to 957 and encodes 318 amino acids. Lineage: Eukaryota; Fungi; Ascomycota; Eurotiomycetes; Eurotiales; Aspergillaceae. The record is from RefSeq and is a predicted model, not a curated record. The transcript has 5 exons.